Molecule: messenger RNA, 4155 nt
Organism: Phragmites australis (common reed)
Lineage: Eukaryota; Viridiplantae; Streptophyta; Magnoliopsida; Poales; Poaceae
Product: SNF2 domain-containing protein CLASSY 3-like
Exons: 4
Coding region: 1-4155 (1384 amino acids)
Biological process (GO): gene silencing by siRNA-directed DNA methylation
Molecular function (GO): ATP-dependent chromatin remodeler activity; ATP binding
Source: RefSeq, a predicted model, not a curated record
AUGCCCGCGCCGCCGGCUUCCGGGUCCCCGCGCCGCAGGCUUCCCGGUCCCAACAGCUACGAAGACGGCGGCGGUGGCGGCGGCCGCGCCGGCCGCGCGCGGGAGGUGGGCGCCGCAAUCGCCGGCGGCGGCGUGGGUCGCAAGAUCAUCAAGCCGGAGCCCGUAGACGCCGUGCUAUGCGACGGGGAGGUUCCGGGGGAGCGGGGGCGCGCGAUGAUGGCGAUUUCGCCGUGGACACAAAACCCCCGUUCGCCGCCCUCGCGGCUGCCGGUCGCCGCCGCCCGCCCCUCCGGCCGCUCUCAGCCUGAGAUCAUCAAUAUCUCCGAUGACGAUGAAGACGAAGAUAGAGAAUUUCGUGGUGGAUUUCCGCUUGAGAAAGUACUUGUGAUCGAGGGGAGCGGCAAUGGCGGGAUGCGCGUCAAGGAGGAGCCUUUCGACUAUUUGGGUUGCAAUCGGGAGCCUUCCACCGCAAAGGGGAAGCGGAAGAGAGAAUCCCCCUGUAAAUUCAAGGCUGACGCACGCGGCGGCCACCACGCGGUGGCCCGGGAUUCGGGCGCUUCAUGGGCUGGCCGUGGUGCCGCGGGUCUUGUCGUCGAGGCCACGAGGUCCAGGGAGAGGAAAGAGAAGAUCAGAGAGGUAGACAGAGGAGGUGCGGGUGACCAGUCGCGCCCGGGCAAGGAGGUACUCGUCUCCAGCGAGGAAUCUCGCGGUGCUCCCGGCAAGGCAAGGAGUGGAAGGGGUAUGAGAUCAUGCGGCGAGAGGGGGAGCAGUGCUGCGCCGGUGAACCGGAUCGGCGCCACGGUCGGGUCGAGGAUCCGGUCACGGGCGCGUCAGCAUGGGAGAGUGCAGUAUGGUACGCAUUUUGCUCGAGAGGUGUCUGAUGACGCAGAAGAGGACGAUGAGGGAGUGGAGCAGGAGGAUGAGGGGUGGGGGAAAAUGGUGGAUAUAAUGCAAGUUGAUGAGGUGGAGGACAGUGGAGCUGACAAUGAGGUAGCCGAAGAGAUUGAUCAUGAAGAGCAUGUGGAGGGGAAGAACGGGGAGGAUGACCAUGGUUAUAGCGAGGACGAAUGCAACGAAGGUCAAGCUGCUGCUGCUGCUGAUGAUGAUGAUGAUGAUGAGAAGGGAUUGGAUGAGGAGGAAGGUGGCAAUCAAGAAGACAGACAUAGCAUCUACGAAGGCGAAGAAGAAAUCGAGAACGAGGAAUCAGAAGAGGAUGAGGAGGAAUUCGAUGGCACAGGGGAGGAGCAACGAUGCACGCCUAGCAACUCCAUAGCUGGUGGCAGUGUCAGGUCAGGAGGAGACGGCACUCGAGUAUUCAGGAAGAGGAUAUUUGAGGGGAUAUGUUUGCCUGACAAACCAGACAAAACCAUCGGCAGGGGUAUCGAGGGGCGGACACGAUCAAAGACAAAAUGCAAGGACAAGAAAUUGCUCAGGCGCGGAACUUACAGCAAGCCUUACUAUAUUGAUCUGCCAGACUCGACAUCGGAGUCGGAAGAGGAUAUACCACCGCUGGUGCAGCCGCGAGGGCUACUGUCAUCAAGUGAGGAGUAUGAGGAAGCCAGCAGGAAGCGUACAAAAGCAAGAAAGAAGAGACGGUACUAUGGGCCAAUUGCUAGUGAUGAUGACUCUGAGGAGGAGAGAGCGUUUGCAAGGUAUGUCGGUGUGGGAUCGUCUCGGAAGCCAAAGAAGGGGGCAUCCAAUCGGCCGGCUGUCAGGGAAGGUUGCAAAAAUUAUGAUGGUUCCAAUCCAGGGUAUGAUGGUUCCAAUCCAUGGCAUGUCAAACACAAUGGCCCAAAUGCAAAGGGUCCAACGAACAUAUCCAAUGCACAGGAUGAUCUUUCCUUCAAAAGAAAUGCACACAUUGCUCAGCUGAGGAAGCGCUGCCGAGCAUCUAAAGCCAAGGACGCGUAUGAUGAACUACUCAACUCCUUGUUUGCUGAAUGGGAGAACCAUACAGAUGGUUCUGAUCCUGCACAUGUACAAAGUGGUGAUAGCUUGCCUGUGGUAUUCUCGUUUGGGGAUGAGGAAGAAAUGGAAGUGAAAUCAGAAAAUGCUAAGUUUCAGGAAGAACUGUGGAGGGAAUUCGACCUUGCCUUUGAAUCAAUCAAUAUUGGUUCUCACGGCUGUGAGGAGGGUGAAAUUAAUGAUAGGAAAAAGGUUCCUCCAGGGGAAGCAACUUCAUGCAAACAUGGGAACCAUGAUUUCAUUAUUGAUGAGCAAAUAGGAGUUAGGUGCAAGCAUUGUCAUGUUGUCGAUCUUGAAAUCAGAUAUGUACUGCCCUCUAUGGGGAAAAAUGCUGCAGAAAGGGAAUCGGCAAUAAAUCUUGAGUUGGACUCAAUGUUUAAGGAAAUGCUCACUCUUUGCGAAGAAAAUGAUUUGCCCGUAUCGAAUAAAAAUGGAGCAUGCAGUUUUGGUGCUCACAAAGCUGUUUCAGUCUGGGAUCUCGUUCCUGGCGUUAAGGAAGACAUGUUCCCGCACCAGCAGGAUGCAUUUGAGUUCAUUUGGAAGAAGUUGGCAGGAGGUACUACAAUUGAACAGCUGAAACGGGCCGCGGACUCUGAUAUUGUAGGUGGCUGUGUGAUUUCUCAUGCCCCAGGGACUGGCAAGACCCGACUAGCAAUCACAUUUGUUCAAUCCUACCUCGAACAUUUUCCGCAGUGUAGGCCGGUGAUCAUUGCUCCAAAGGGGAUGCUGGCAACAUGGGAGCAGGAGUUCAGAAAAUGGAAGGUGACGCUCCCAUUUCAUGUACUGAAUUCAUCUGAGAUCAACUGGAGUGAAGACAAAACCAUCCAAGACCAGGUUGCAAAGAAUGGAACUUUUGCUCGGAGGUUAUUGAAAGAUAAAAUGGAUCAAAAUUAUAGGCGAUUGGUGAAGUUAGGGUCCUGGAUGAAUGGCACCAGUAUAAUUGGUGUGAGCUACUCACUUUUUAGGAAGCUAGCGAAUGAUGAAGGCAUGGAUGGGGAUAAGGUGAGGAAGGUGCUUCUUGAGAAACCCGACCUGCUUGUCCUUGAUGAAGGGCACACACCAAGAAACAAGAAGAGCAUUAUUUGGAAGGCUCUUGCAAAUGUCCGCACUGAAAAGCGAAUAAUUCUAUCAGGGACUCCAUUUCAAAACAACUUUGAGGAGCUUUAUAACACUCUGUGCCUUGUCAGGCCAAAGGAUGCAAUGCUUCUGGAGAAGGACGAAGGCAAGGAUUUCUGGACCUCUUUAAGAUUAAGUAACAUCACAAAGGCAAACAUAGAGAAAAUCCAGAGGAAACUGGACCCAGUUGUGCACAUCCAUAAGGGUAACUUCCUUGAGGAGUCUCUCCCAGGACUGAUAGAAACAGUUGUGAUUCUGAACCCUCUUCCUCGUCAGAAGGAAAUCAUCACAAGCAUGGAGAAGACUGCAGCAAUGGGUACUCUUGAUGGAGAAUACAAGAUCUCGCUUGCAUCGGCGCACCCGUCCCUCAUCACCUGCGCAAAGCUGUCCAGGAAAGAAGCAUUUCUGGUGGACAAUUCUUUGCUAGAGAGUAUACGGUUGAAUCCAUGUGAAGGGGUUAAGACACGGUUUGUUUUGGAGGUUGUCCGUCUAUGUCAAGUGCUAAACGAGCGAGUGCUGGUGUUCAGCCAAUAUCUUGAACCAUUGUCCUUGAUCAUGGAACAGCUGAAAACAAGGUUCAGUUGGACUGAAGACAAAGAGAUCCUGCACAUGAGUGGAAAUGUCGUGGUUAAAAAUCGCCAAGCCAUGAUGGAGGCCUUCAAUAACAUGAAAAGCGAGGCCAAGGUAAUGCUUGCAUCAACCAAGGCAUGUUGUGAGGGCAUAACACUUGUUGGGGCCUCACGUGUGGUUCUCCUUGAUGUCGUGUGGAACCCUUCUGUCGGAAGGCAAGCGAUUGGCCGAGCUUACAGAAUUGGCCAGAAGAAGAUUGUGUACACAUACAAUCUGAUUGCGGACGGCACGAAGGAGAUGGAGAAAUACAACAGACAAGCGAAGAAGGAACACAUGUCCAAAAUGUUGUUUUCAAAUGAACUGCAGUCUGGAGGAUGCAGCAUGUCACCAGAAUCAACAUUCAAUGACAGGAUUUUGGAAGAAAUGACUGCACGUGAAGACCUCAAAAAAUUGUUUGUUCAGAUUCGCAUUGAAAAUCAAACUAAUGGUUUAGUUCGGUUCUGA